UAACUUCUCUCUAUGGCUUUGAAAGACAAGAGGUGAGAGAAGAACAGAACAACUGGAGGCAUCUUCUUACAAAACUCCCAUCUAUGUAUCAGGAGGCGUAGGCAGGAGAAAGAGGUCUCGCCAUGGGAAUGAUAGAUGUCUGGAUUUUAUCUCUGACCAUUGUCACAGCUGUGGCUGAUGCCAGCUCUUCAGAAGGGUCAAGGCCCUGUGAUUCUCGUGGACUCCCAGGAAUGCCAGGGCCCCCAGGUUUUCCAGGGGUAGCUGGCGCCAGAGGACGCCCAGGUGUUCCAGGACCACCAGGGUCACCUGGAGCUCCAGGACAUAUUAAAAAUUGUCCUUCCCCACUCAAAUCAGCCUUCGCAGUGAAGCUGAGGGAUGUCUUCUCAGCCCCGUUCCAGCCCAUUGUCUUCAAGGAAGUUCUGCAUAACCAUCAGAGCCACUUCAAUCUUACCAUGGGGGUGUUUACCUGUGUCAUCCCUGGUGUAUACCACUUCGGCUUUGAUAUUGAGCUGUUUCAGCACGCUGUAAAGUUAGGGCUAAUGAAGAAUGGCAUUCAGGUCCUGGAGAAGGAAGCUGGAGCUGAAGACGUGUACAGGCAUGUUUCUGGAACUGUCAUCUUGCAGCUGACGGCAGGCGACAGGGUUUGGCUAGAAUCCAAGCUAGGCACAGAAGAGAAUGAGAAAGGAUCGAUUCAAAGUGUGUUCUUUGGGUAUUUGCUUUAUGGAAAUUAUACUGGCUGAGGAGUAACAGCACACUUAAAAUCCUCAAGGGGACUUAAAUUUUAGAGCAUAACUCCCCCUACAUUAUAUUUUUCUUUAAUCUCACUGAAUAAACUUAAGAAUAUCCCCAUUUUUUCAAUAUGAA
Molecule: messenger RNA, 864 nt
Organism: Otolemur garnettii (small-eared galago)
Lineage: Eukaryota; Metazoa; Chordata; Mammalia; Primates; Galagidae
Product: protein HP-25 homolog 2-like
Exons: 3
Coding region: 123-740 (205 amino acids)
Molecular function (GO): protein binding
Source: RefSeq, a predicted model, not a curated record